AUGAGAGAGCUUGACCCAUUAAUAUCUGAGUACCGCCAUGAAAAGAAGCGCCCACGAGAGUCGGAGGCACUCUUCAUCCUGCGCAAAGUCGCGUCCUUAGUCAAACCGAUUAUGCGACAGCGCGCCUGGAAAGUGGGAGCGCUAUGUGAGUUCUAUCCGCAGCAGCGAAAUCUGCUAGGGUUGAAUGUCAACUCCGGUCAGAAGAUCUGCCUGAGACUACGGUAUCCCUCUGACCAGCGACAAUUUCUUCCCAUCGAAGAAGUUGUGGAUACGAUGCUUCAUGAACUCUGUCACAAUGUGAUUGGCCCUCACAACCAGCAGUUUCAUGCGCUGUGGAAUCAACUCCGCGACGAGCAUGAGGAACUCAUCAGAAAAGGCUACACCGGAGAAGGCUUCUUAUCUCAAGGGAAGCGCCUUGGUGGCCAGAGAAUCCCGUUGGAUGAAGCUCGACGCCAGGCUCGCGCUGCUGCUGAACAGCGAAAGGUACUUUCCAAAAACUCGGGGAAAAAGCUCGGCGGGGCGCCUGUUCUCCGCGGAACCGAUAUACGCAAGCUUCGUGCAGAUGCUGCCCAGCGGCGCGCUGAAGUUACCGCAGGUUGUGCGUCUGGUACAGACAAAAGCACAGAGCUUGCCGAAGAGGCAUCUAGGAACGGGUUCAGGACUCAAGCCGAGGAGGACGAUGCAAACGAGCGGGCUAUUAUGGAGGCCUUCAUUGAAUUGAUACAAGAGGAAGAACGAGAGAAGCAUGGCUCUUCAUAUCUUCCACCCAGUCAAGAGCAUCCAGCUGGACCUCGAACGGAAUCAUCACCACCUGCUCGUUCCAAUACUCCGCCUGCUACUUCUGAUACCCCUUCUGUGCCAACACAAGAAGCUGUAACCUCUAAUCAGAGUCAUAAUGUGGAUCACAAAGCUGAUAACAGCUCAUACGACAACCCGUGGACCUGUCCCACGUGCACUCUCGAGAACCCUCCCAAUUUCCUAUGCUGUGAUGUUUGUGCAGCAGAACGCCCGCCUCCCACCAAUAUUCAACCAUCAUCUACAUCCACCCCAGGGAACACUUCCAAUCAACCUCAGCAAUCAGUAUCACGGGGUUCGACGAAACGAUCUUUACCUCCCGAUCAACUGGACGACAAGAAGAACCCCAAAGAUACAUUUGCCUUCAAAAACCGUACCCGCGCGAAGGAUUCCCUCAAAAAACUGGAUCAAGGUGUCAAUAAGAAACCCCUUGGAUGGGUUUGCACCUCGUGCAGCAGCUUUAUGGAAACCCAGUGGUGGACAUGCUCCUGCUGUGGAACCAUGAAGCCAUCCUCUUAA
Messenger RNA from Penicillium arizonense, 1314 nucleotides. RefSeq names its product metalloendopeptidase WSS1. The record is from RefSeq and is a predicted model, not a curated record. The coding region runs from base 1 to 1314 and encodes 437 amino acids. Lineage: Eukaryota; Fungi; Ascomycota; Eurotiomycetes; Eurotiales; Aspergillaceae. The transcript is spliced from 2 exons.